AUGAACUCGCCGAACAGGCAGUACAGUGAGGAACUCGCUGAACAGCCUGUACAGCCAGGACCUAACCGAACAGCCUGCAUAAUCAGGAACUCGCCGAGCAGGCAGCAUAUUGAAGAACUCACUGAACAGCCUGUAGAGCCAGGAACUCACCGAACAUCCUGCACAAUCAGGAACUCACCGAACAGGCAGCUCAAUGAGGAACUCGCUGGACAGCCUGUAGAGCCAGGAACUAACCGAACAGCCUGCAUAAUCAGGAACUCGCCGAACAGGCAGCAUGACGAAGAACUCACUGAACAGCCUGUAGAGCCAGGAACUCACCGAACAUCCUGCACAGUCAGGCACUUGCCGAACAGGCAGCUCAGUGAGGAACUCGCUGGACAGCCUGUAGAGCCAGGAACUCGCCGAACAGCAUGCACAAUCAGGAACUCACCGAACAUCCUGCACAAUCAGGCACUCGCCGAACAGGCAGCUCAUACUGCUGCUGCUGGUGCUAAUACUGGUACUGCUGCUGCUGGUGCUAAUACUGGUACUGCUGCUGCUGGUGCUAAUACUGGUACUGCUGCUGCUGGUGCUAAUACUGGUACUGCUGCUGCUGGUGCUAAUACUGGUACUGCUGCUGCUGGUGCUAAUACUGGUACUGCUGCUGCUGGUGCUAAUACUAGUACUGCUGCUGCUGAUUCUGGUACUGGUACUACUGCUGCUGGUGCUAAUACUGGUACUACUGCUGCUGCUGAUACUGGUACUGCUGCUGCUGGUGCUAAUACUAGUACUGAUACUGGUAAUGGUACUGCUGCUAAUACUAGUACUGAUACUGGUAAUGGUACUGCUGCUAAUACUAGUACUGAUACUGGUAAUGGUACUGCUGCUAAUACUGGUACUGAUACUGGUAAUGGUACUAGUGCUGCUGCUGCUGAUACUGGUACUGGUGCUGCUGCUAAUACUAGUACUGAUACUGGUGCUGUUGCUGUGACUCAUAUUGUUCCCUUACUAUAG
Molecule: messenger RNA, 993 nt
Organism: Cryptotermes secundus
Lineage: Eukaryota; Metazoa; Arthropoda; Insecta; Blattodea; Kalotermitidae
Product: putative per-hexamer repeat protein 5
Exons: 2
Coding region: 1-993 (330 amino acids)
Source: RefSeq, a predicted model, not a curated record